AUGCGGCAGCGUCAGUGGUUAGAGUUAAUUAAAGACUACGAUUUACAGAUCCAUUAUCAUCCUGGUAAGGCCAACACGGUUGUAGAUGCUCUUAGUCGGAAAAAUAUGGGAGAUUUGGCCAACCUGUUUACGGAGCAAAGGGAAUUGGUAAAUGAAUUGGAUAAAAUGAGUGUGGAAUUUAAGAUACAUGGACAGGAGACAGUCCUAGCAACAGUAAUCGCUCAACCGACUUUACUUGAAGAGAUUAAGUUACAUCAAAUGGAGGAUGACAUUCUAAAGAAAGUAUAUGAAGAGUUAGAGACAAAACCAAAAUCGGGAUUCAGUUUGGUGGAUUCGGCACGAGUCAAAGUUUAUCCAAAUAAUUGUUCAGGAGAUUGUGGGUUGAACAAUGUCAGCGUAAUGGUGAUCUGUGGGAUGCAUGGAAUAGGGAAGACAACCAUUGCAAAAAUUGUUUAUAACCAAAACUUCGACAAAUUUAAAGGUAGCAGUUUUCUUGCAAAUAUUAGAGAAACUGCAAAACAACCUAAUGGUUUGGUUUGUUUGCAGAGACAGCUUGUUUCAGAUAUUCUAAAGUGGAAUAAGGAAAGAAUAUACUGUGUUGCUGAGGGAAUCAAUAAGAUUAAAGAUGCUAUGUGCUGUAAAAGAGUUCUAGUUGUUCUUGAUGAUGUUGAUGAUUUGGACCAAGUAAAAGCAUUAUUGGGGAUGCGAGAUUGGCUUCAUGCAGGAAGUAAGAUUAUGAUAACUACUAGACAUGUGCAAUUGCUAAAGACUGAUGAAGUGUACAAGUCGUAUGUGGUUAAGGAAUUGAAUGAUGAUGAAGCACUCUGUCUCUUCAGCCGGCAUGCCUUUGGACAAGACAAACCUAUUGAAGCUUACAUGGAGCACUCAAAAAGGGUAAUACACCACUGUGGUGGCCUUCCGCUAGCUCUGGAAGUCUUGGGCUCUUCUCUGUGUGGUGAAACUAUUGAUGUGGAGAGAAAGUGCAUUAGCAAAAUUAAGAACACAUUUUCCGUGAAAAUUCAUAAUGUGCUUAAAAUAAGUUAUGAUUCUUUAGAUGAUCAUGAGAAAAAUUUAUUCCUUGAUAUUGCUUGUUUCUUUGUUGGAAAGGACAAAGAUUACACGGUUAAAAUACUAGAGGAAUGUGAUUUCUCCAUAACAAUUGGUAUUCAAAAUCUCACUCAUAGAGGUCUCAUAGAAGGAACAACAACAAUUGAAGGCCUUAGCCUCAACUUAGAAGAUAUGCCAGCUAAGAGUGCAAGCGGUGCACAAUCCCAAAAUGAAGAUUUUGUUGCAGAACAUACAAUGUUUAACGAAGGCAAUUCAUUGAAGCGACGUCUCCGAGGCUUAUUCUCUUUUCUCCGUGUUAUUCCUGCCUUCACAGAAUCAUUUUCAGAUGAAGAUGAAGAUGAUUUGAAAACUGAUGCAUGUUCACAGAUGCACACUUCAAGACUACUUCAGCUUAAUAAUGUAAGACUCAGUGGCGGAUAUCAAAAAUUUCCUAAGAAAUCAUUGAAAAUCCUUGAUCUCAGUUAUUCCUAUGGCCUUACCAAUUCCCCUGGCUUCUCACAGCUCCCUAAUCUUGAGAGACUGAUUCUUAAAUAUUGCAUAAAUUUGGUUGGGAUUCACGAAUCAAUUGGGGAAUUAGGGACCCUUGUUUUGUUGAAUCUUGAAGGAUGUAAAAAUCUAAGGAAGCUUCCAAAGAAAGUUUUUUUGGUCAAAUCCCUUGAACUCAUUCUUAGUGGAUGCUCAAUGCUGGAUGGGCUGCCCCCUGACCUGUGCAAGAUGGAAUCGUUCAAAGUGCUUCAUGCAGAUGGAACAAAUUGA
Molecule: messenger RNA, 1824 nt
Organism: Camellia sinensis
Lineage: Eukaryota; Viridiplantae; Streptophyta; Magnoliopsida; Ericales; Theaceae
Source: RefSeq, a predicted model, not a curated record